Molecule: messenger RNA, 527 nt
Organism: Meloidogyne enterolobii
Lineage: Eukaryota; Metazoa; Nematoda; Chromadorea; Rhabditida; Meloidogynidae
Source: the annotation of a GenBank genome assembly
CUCUUUUAUUCUCAAAUAUUUUUGUUUAAAUUUUGAUUAUCCUUAUCUCCACUGCCCAUUUUUCUGUUAUAAAAACAACGUUAAUUCCCUAAUUUUUAAUCACCACUUGAUCAAUUCACUUCUGUUCACCGUGCUUGCUGCUACUCCAUAUAAUGGCAAUCGGUAACGUACACUGGACGGAUAUUCCACAAUUCUUCGACAAUGAAGACGCCUACCAGAACGCUCUGAGGGAAAUGCGACCGUUUUGGCACAUCUCUGGUUGGACACCGCAAAGAAUUUGUAAAAAGCUCGUUGGACUCUCUCACGGGAUGGAAAUUGUUGAUCAUUUGACGAUAUAUCGUUGCUUCCACCGAUUGUGCCGCGCGGAAAGAAAGCUGAUGGUCCAAAGGAUGGAUGGGAAAUUCGUUACUGGCGAGAUGCUUGAAAGUGUUGAAGGACAUUCCCAACACGAGGAACGAGUUCUGUCUCCAAGUGAGCGCUUCCUGCUUGGAAUGGAACCGGAACCGAAUCCACAACGUAAUGCUUGA